Messenger RNA from Coccidioides posadasii C735 delta SOWgp, 1044 nucleotides. RefSeq lists its product as uncharacterized. Gene Ontology annotation, molecular function: RNA binding. The record is from RefSeq and is a predicted model, not a curated record. Lineage: Eukaryota; Fungi; Ascomycota; Eurotiomycetes; Onygenales; Onygenaceae.
AUGGGCGAUAAACGGAAACGAGACCAGGACGCGGGCGACGAAGAUACCGUCGAAGUUGCCGAGGUCAAGAAGUUAAAGAAGAGUGCCGGCGAUAAGGAGAAGAAAGAGAAGAAAUCAAACAAGAAAGAGAAAAAGCGUGCGAAAGAUGAGCAUGUUGACAUAAAUGGAGCCGAGAGCGCGGAAAUGAACAUUGAGAAAUCAGAAAAGAAGAAGAAGAAGGAGAAGAAAGCGAAGAAGCAAGACAAGACGGAGAACGAAAGCACAGAGAAUAGUGCCCAAGUCGCCGCUGCCGGCGAUAUAAAUGGUGAAAAAGAGGAUAAGAAGGAGAGGAAAGAAAAGAAGCAGAAGAAGGAGAAGAAGGAGAAGAAAGAAGGAAAAGGAAAGAAAGAUAAGAAGGACAAGAAGGAAAAGAAAGAAAAGAAGGCCAAGGCAGAAGAUGAAGCCGCGAAGAUGGAACUAGAUGAGCCGAAUAAAAUGCCUGAGGACGCCACUGCUCCAAACAACGAGGCCGAGGAGCCCGCUGUGGAGGAUGCGAAGGAACAGGAAGAUGAUUAUAUCCAUCCCGACCGGAAGGAAGGCAGGUUUAUUGUCUUCAUAAGUAAUCUCCCCUACAGCGCCGACUACGACUCCGUUUCCAAACACUUUGCAAAGCUCCAGCCCAUUCAGAUCCGCGUGCCGCUAGAACGAGGCGGGAAAAAAGGGAGAGGUUUCGCGUUUGUAGAGUUCAGCAAUUAUGAUCGCAUGAAGACUUGCUUGAAAUUAUAUCAUCAUACCAUGUUCGACGACGGAAAAUCGCCCUCGAGAAAGAUAGGUGUGGAGUUAACUGCCGGCGGCGGGGGGUCCAAAUCCGAAACGCGCAAAGCUAGAAUUAUAGAGAAGAACAAGAAACUGAACGAGGAGCGUGCACGUGCGGCAAAAGAAGCGGCGAAGCGCAAGAGAAUUGACGAAAAGAAGCAAGAAGGUCAGGAAGCCGGCGACGACGACGCCCAGGAGACCAAUGAAUUGGCAGACAUCCACCCGAGUCGGAGACGCAGGUUUCAGUGA